AGUAAGUGAAGAGGUAAGCAGAGAGCGAAACGGUGGUAUUACGCAUGUUGUCGGUUCUUGUUGAUCUCGGUUUCUCACUCCAGUUUCUUGCAGGCCGAUUAACUCCACACUGCCUGGACAUCAAAGUCUUCGCGGUUUCAGCAGCAUCACAUCUAGGGUGGACCUGACCAAAUCAGACUUCUCGGACUGCAGGAGUUUUAGCGCUGGCUCCUCUUUGAGCUUUGAAAAUGAGCAGUGCUUGUCAAUCUGUGUAUGAAUGCACACUUUUUUGCGUGACAUCAACAUCGCUGUUGGCAACAAAGUGAGGUUGCCUAACACCACUGACACCUGUCAAUCGGUUAACAAAAAGAGGAGAGGAGAUACAAAGCCAGGUAUAGAAAAUACAUGGCGGCCUGCACUUUGAAAGCAUCUUUCAGGAUGUGAGAAAUCUGAUCUAUUCCUUCACAAAAAGCAUUGGAGGAGCAGUUGUAAUAAGGAUGGGCCUGUGUGCUGGUCUGCUGCCUCUACUGCAGCUACUUCCUAGCCUGCUUUCUGCUCAGCUCACCACUGUGUCAGAACUUGAGGACACCUCCAGCUUGGAGUUCACCCCAACUACUCGUCUUACUGACCCAAACACUACAGCAGGGAAGAGCUUGUCUUCUAGUGCUCUACCCACCGGUCUGGCUCCAGUAAAAGUGAGCACGGAGGAGGACCGGUCUGCCACAGAGAACUACCUCUACACUGGCAAUUCAUCCUCUUUGGCUGCCUCUACCUGUACACAGAGUUUCCAGUUGCCUGUUCGAUUGGGAUCUCCACCUAGAGACCUUCUCCCUCUCCUGCACCAAGCCAUAGCUUCUCUGACCAAUGCUGCCAACUUUCUCAACCUGAUAUUCCAAGCUAGUGAGCUGAGAGAAACGAGUGUACAAGAGGAUAUAGAGUGGUACCAUGCACUGGUGCGGGCCAUGCUCGAAGGGGACACGCCAAGCCUGGUCAGACGAGCUUUUCUAACAUUCGACGCUGACCCCACGAUCCAACAGCCCCAACUGGUGCUCCGUGCCUCCAAAGGCACAACCCAGGACAUUCUCUUGCAGGACCUGACAUCUGCCUGGAGCAGCUUCCGUCCACCGGCUCCUGACCAAAGCUGGUUUGAUACGUUUAAGUCUAGCUCUCCACCCCUCCAUGCUUUGUCUAAACGGGUUCUUCUAAAUGACUUAAGCACUCUAGACACUCCAAAGUGGGCACGUGGGGAUAGUUAUGUGAUCAAUAGCAUCAGAGUUCAGUGGGGUGAAGCCCCUUUUCUUGAGUGCGUUGAUGGCCGGUUUUUGCCAGGGUGGUUACUCAGUCUGUCAAUGCCAUUUUAUGGGUUGAAGCCAGACCUCAGCCCAGAGUUCAGGGGUGUGAUCCGUGUCGACGCCAACAUCCAGGGAUUCAAUUUGGAUCAGUGUGCCAAUGGAGACUACUGGUUUGCAAACACACAUCAGUGUAAUCGGACCAGCAUGGAGUGUGAGUCCAUCCCGCAACAGGGCUUCCGGAUGGGUCAGUACUGCUGCCGAUGUAAAAAGGGUUACUACAGUCCAAAUCCAGACAUAGAAAACAAAAGUAAGAAUCUUGAAACAAUUAAAAAUCUUACCCAAGCUUGUUACCCAGAAGUCCCUGUGUGUCUGCCCUGUUGGCCCGGCUGUGAUGAGUGUAAGGAUGGAGCCCCAUGUUGGGUGCAGGAAGACUGGCUCCUGAGGACGGCCGUCCUGGCUGUGCAGGGCCUCUUCAUGGUCCUUGUUCUUCUCAGCAUGCUGAUGGCAUAUCAGUGCAGGAGAACCAAGCGGAUCCGAUCAUCCGGGCUUUUGCUGCUGGAGAUGAUCUUGUGUGGCUCUCUGUUGCUUUACUUCCCAGUCUUCAUUUUAUACUUCAAACCCAGCACUUUCCGGUGUAUUCUGCUCCGUUGGGUCCGUCUGCUUGGCUUCGCUAUCGUUUAUGGAACUCUGCUGCUCAAGAUGUACCGGGUUUUGAGGGUGUUCCUGUCACGAACAGCCCAGAGAGUGCCAUAUAUUACUACCACAGGUGUGCUGAGGAUGCUGGGAGUUAUAGUGCUUACUGUCAGCUGGUUCCUGUGUGCAUGGACAGUGGGCGUCCUGCAGAAUCGAGACCGAAAUGUUCCACUUCUGAUCAUUUCCACCACCUCAGAAGGACAAGGCUUUAGGGUGUGCGACCUGGACCGGUGGGACUACAUGAUGGCUGUGGCGGAGCUGUUAUUUCUGUGCUGGGGCAGUUUCCUGUGCAGUGCAGUGAAGACGGUACCUUCAGCAUUUCAUGAACCACGUUACAUCAGCAUCGCUAUCCAUAAUGAGCUACUGCUCUCCUCAGUGUUUCAUCUUCUCAGAUUCGUUAGACCAUCAAUUCAUCCUGACUUGAUGCUCUUGCUGUUCUUCACUCACACGCAUGUGACAAUUACUGUAACACUUGGCCUGCUUUUUGUACCUAAGUUUCUCCACAUGUCACCGACUGGCCAAGAGGAAAUAGCUGCAGAGGUAUAUGAGGAUGAGGUGGACUUGCGACGCUCAUGUUCUUACCUCAACAGUAGUUUCAACUCUAACUGCUGGAGUGACCACAGCUUGGACGCUGAUGACAUUCGGGGUGAGCUGAAGAAACUGUAUUCUCAGCUGGAAGUCCACAAGACCAAGAGGAUGGCAAACAGUAAUCCCCACCUUCCGAAGAAGCGCAGCUCUCGCCUCAGUAUUGGACGGUCCCUUAUAAAACGGAUCAGUGAGAUUCCAGAAAGUUUAAGCAGGCAAUGCAGUCGUGAAGAUAAGGAUGUCAAUGCUGCAAUAGGAAGUAUAACCAGAUCAGGAUCUUAUUACAAAUGCCAUCAAACCACAAGCAUUAACAAGAUGACUGAAACUUUAAUGCAGCCAUCUCCAAAACUGCGGAAGUCCCAUAGUGCCUAUGAUUGUACACCAGAACAAGAGGUCUCCCUAUUAAACUCCUCCAUAAGAAGCACUGAGAAAAGGGUUUCACUGCAUUCUGACUCAGGGUCCAUCAAUGCAACACUGUUAGUCUGCAAGUCUGCAAGUGCCCACAAUCUAUCGCUAGACACUAACCUUCUACUUCCAGAGCCCACCAGGUUUCAAAAGUCACUUAGUGUCAUAGAACGCAAUGACCAUCGCUCUGUGACUCCUUGUAGGAGCACUGAAAAUGUGUCACUUGCUGGCAAAGCUGCCCCAGAAGAAAAGCCCCAGCCAAUUGUGGAUGUUGAUAUAAAGAGGCAGACUUCAUGUGCCUUGCUCUCAGAGUCGUUUGACAAGGCCGAAGUAUGCCCAUGGGAGGUUCCAGAUGAACUGUCAGCAAACAAGAAUCAAAAACAUGUCACAUAUUCUAUUUCAAAACAAGAAGAACCCAAAUCACCUGGUGCUACCUCGUCACCAACGCUGUUAUAUGUUUGUCCAUGGGAAUUCUUGCCACCUCCUACUCCUCCUGCAACAGAAACUGGGAAUGGUAUACAGUCAGAUGUUGAUUCCACAAAACCUAAGCCUCCAAUCUCCUGUAGCGCUCCAGGGUCACCACAUACAAUCUCUGGCAAGCCAAAGGACUUUCGGGUUUUCUCUUUCCGCUCCACUACCCAAAGUCUCCUGACAGCAAAGGGCAUUGUGGAAGUUGGAAGAAGUAUGAGCAAAGAAAAAAGCUUACAAGAAAGCAAUGUUAAGGAGGGUCCACUACAGAAAUCCCUGUCCACAUCCAUGAGAUUUUCCCCAGGCAGUGCAGCUUCAGACAAGCGUACCCCACAGACACAGAGACGGGCUAUGACUACCGUAGGCACAAAACCUUGCCUUGUCAAACAAAUAGCAAUACGGCUGCCAUCUACUGAUUCUCCUGAAAGGAGCCCCAAACAUACUGCUCCAGUUCACAUCUGUCCAUGGGAGUCAGAGGAGGUGAUCUUAGAGGUCAAGAAGCAGAAUAUGAAUGACAGUGUAUUACAAAGACAAUACAGUGGCAAGCAAGAACUAUCUGUGACAGUAAGUAAUGAUGUCUUCAAACCCCAACUCAUAUCAUUAUUGGCUGUUCCUAAUACAGAAGUGUGUCCAUGGGAUGUCCCAAAACCUUUUCAUCAAACCAGCAUUUCUGAAGUUUGUCCUUGGGAGGUUGUGGAAGUAGAGCAAUUGCAAACCAAGAGCAUAACUACUGAUGUCUGUCCUUGGGAAACCGAUGGUGAGCCAUCAAGAGUCACUGAAGACAAUAUAUGUAAUAUGAAUGUUGAAGAACCUAUGUCUGAAGACACCCAGAAGCAGGUAAAUGUGAAGGCUGAAGCAUGCUCUUCUGUACUUGACACAAAUAUCUCUCAGGGUAGACAGGGAUCAAUCAAAACCCCUAAUGACACAAUAAAACCUGCUGAAAGGGUCAUUUAUGUUAAUUCAAAACAAAGUCCAAUAGACCAAGAACUUCCUCAGGGAGAUGCAGCUUCAGAGGAAACAAGUCAUAAACUGAAACAAGAAGAAAGUGAUUUUCCUGAACCACCUCCACCUGUAAUUGAUGUAAGACCUUGGGAUCCAAACACAAAAGAUGCCACAAGUAAGUCUUUAAAAGAGCCAAUGAUUAAGAAAGCAACUGUUUGUCCAUUGGAAGCAGAGGAUUCUGAGAAGUCAAAAGAGAGGCAGGGUUCUACAAACAAGGGACCAAUAAAAGUAGAUCAUAAACAAGAAAAUGUUCAUGUAAAUGUGUGUCCAUGGGAGACAAGUGAAUCAGUCAAACAUUUACAGAAAUUAGAAGGUCAUGAAAAUGUUUGCCCUUGGGAAACAGAAGAGAUAACAAAGACAUUGCAGAAACAAGAUAGUAUACAUGCAGAUGUUUGUCCAUGGGAGACAGGAGAGCCAGUCAAGACUUUGCAGAAACAAGAAAGUAUCCGUGCAGAUGUUUGUCCUUGGGAGACAAGAGAACCAACAAAGACUAUGCAGAAACAAGAUAGUGUUCUUGGAGAUGUCUGUCCAUGGGAGACAAGUGAGCCAGUCAAGACCUUACGGAAGCAAGAAAGUGUCCGUGCAGAUGUCUGUCCUUGGGAGACAGGUGAGCCAGUCAAGACCCUACAGAAGCAAGAAAGUGUCCAUGUUGAUGUCUGUCCUUGGGAGACAGGUGAGCCAGUCAAGACCCUACAGAAGCAAGAAAGUGUCCGUGCAGAUGUCUGUCCUUGGGAGACAGGUGAGCCAGUCAAGACCCUACAGAAGCAAGAAAGUGUCCGUGCAGAUGUCUGUCCUUGGGAGACAGGUGAGCCAGUCAAGACCCUACAGAAGCAAGAAAGUGUCCGUGCAGAUGUCUGUCCUUGGGAGACAGGUGAGCCAGUCAAGACCCUACAGAAGCAAGAAAGUGUCCAUGUUGAUGUCUGUCCUUGGGAGACAGGUGAGCCAGUCAAGACCCUACAGAAGCAAGAAAGUGUCCGUGCAGAUGUCUGUCCUUGGGAGACAGGUGAGCCAGUCAAGACCCUACAGAAGCAAGAAAGUGUCCAUGUUGAUGUCUGUCCUUGGGAGACAGGUGAGCCAGUCAAGACCCUACAGAAGCAAGAAAGUGUCCGUGCAGAUGUCUGUCCUUGGGAGACAGGUGAGCCAGUCAAAACCUUACAGAAGCAAGAAAGUGUCCGUGCAGAUGUCUGUCCAUGGGAGACAGGUGAGCCAGUCAAGACCUUACAGAAGCAAAAAAGUGUCCAUGUUGAUGUCUGUCCUUGGGAGACAGGUGAGCCAGUCAAGACAUUGCAGAAGCAAGAAAAUAUCCAUGUAGAUGUUUGUCCUUGGGAGUCAGGAGAACCAACAAAGGCAAUGCAGAUUGAAGAGAGUGUUCUUGCAGAUGUUUGUCCAUGGGAAACAGGUGAGCCAGUAAUUACCUUGCAAAAGCAAGAAAGUGUCCAUGCAGAUAUCUGUCCAUGGGAGACAGGUGAGCCAGUCAAGACCUUGCAAAAGCAAGAAAGUGUCAACUCAGAUGUCUGUCCGUGGGAGGCAAAACAAUCACUCAAACAAUCUGUGCUACAAGACUGCACUCAUGCUGUCCCAUCGAAAAGGCAAGACAGUGCUCAAGACUCUGUCUGUCCGAGAGAAAAUGACAUGGGAACACAACCAACAACAGAAAGCAGCACAAGUCAAAUUGUCCCAAGCAGAAGUGAGUUACAGCCUUCAGACACAUGCACACAUACAGCAGAAGAGAUAAGAGUUAACCCUCCUCUGGUUCGGCAUGAUGCACUGUGCCCUUGGGAAAUGGGAGGGGGCAGACAGGAAUCUAUAACUGUGCAUGAUAAUUCAGAUGUCUUCACUUGGGAGGAGACAAUACCAGAGGAAGAUGACGGUGAUGCAGAAACUGCUGCAGAGGCUUUCAUCUUCCCACCAGACUUGUGAACUGUGAGGGCAGCAUCACUGUGCUUUAUAUGGCUUGAAAGACUUGUUGUGACAAAAUGCAUCACUGGUCACACCUUGCAAGUUUAUUCAGAAUGCCACUCCAAUGUCAUCAGCACACUUCACAGACUGUUAUUUAAAGGAGUAGUUCACCCAAAAAUGAAAAUUAGGCUAUUUUACUUACCCCAGGGGGAUCUGUAUAUGACUUUCUUCUUUCAGAUGAAUCCAGUCAGAGUUAUAUAAAAAAUUGUCAUGGCUAUUCCAAGCUCUAUCAUUGCAGUCAGCGGGUGUUGCAGUGCUUCAGUCCAAAAGAUGUGAAAUGAAAGGCACCUAUCCAUAUAAAAAAGUGUCUCACAUGGCUCCAGGGGGUGAACAAAGGCCUCCUGUAGUGAAUCCAUGCAUUUUUUAAAUAAAAUUUUUCCAUAUUCAAAACAUAAUAAUCACUUUAUUCUAGCUUGUGCCAACAGUUCUACACGGAAGCAGUUCUGGGCUGAUGACGUAUG
Molecule: messenger RNA, 6844 nt
Organism: Carassius carassius (crucian carp)
Lineage: Eukaryota; Metazoa; Chordata; Actinopteri; Cypriniformes; Cyprinidae
Product: probable G-protein coupled receptor 158
Exons: 11
Coding region: 477-6344 (1955 amino acids)
Biological process (GO): G protein-coupled receptor signaling pathway
Cellular component (GO): membrane
Molecular function (GO): G protein-coupled receptor activity
Source: RefSeq, a predicted model, not a curated record